Messenger RNA from Loxodonta africana (African savanna elephant), 10597 nucleotides. RefSeq names its product zinc finger and SCAN domain-containing protein 16. The record is from RefSeq and is a predicted model, not a curated record. Bases 745 to 1398 code for a protein of 217 amino acids. The transcript is spliced from 4 exons. NCBI's taxonomy places the organism in Eukaryota, Metazoa, Chordata, Mammalia, Proboscidea, Elephantidae.
CUCUCCCGGUUCCGGGGUGGAGUAAAAGGCAGGGUAGAACUGUGGUCAGCAGCAACCCCCACCCCCACACCUGCCCAGUCGCGGGCACAGGACGACGCUCCUGUCCCUCCCCUCGACAGAUCUACAGGAGAGGACUUGGGCCGACCUUUGGGGAGAGAACGGGCUGAAACGCAGACACUAGUUGCGAGUUCCCUUUUCUUUUUGUGGAGGCCCCCACCUGAUUCCCUUCCCGAGUUAUCGCCCAUAGUCCUAAAGCCCAGAAUCCGGAGGACACAAGCUGAUCUCAUGUGGAAUGGAAGGGCCUUUUAAUAAAGCUGUUGAUUCUUGGCGUUCAUUUAGGGUUUACUAGUGCCAGCCGCUAUGCCAGCGGCUUUGCAUACGUUCUCUUAUUUAAUCUAUACCACAAUCCUAUGAGGAACAUAUGAGAAUUUUCUAGAUGAGGGUCUGUAGCUCUAGUCUAGAUAACUCUAAAUCACACUGUAGAGCCCAGAUUCAAAUCCAUGUCCGGCCUUCACUUGUUCUUUUUUUAUAGCCUCCUAUAUGAGACUGUUUUCUCUGAUUGCACUCUGUUGGUUCAGCUUCGUGUGUUUUUGUUUAUAGCAGCUUUUGUAGUUCCUCUGUAGUUUUUUUCUGUGGUAACAUCUUAUUUAUGCCUUAGGAGUCUCUCUUAAGGCAAGAUCCUAAGUGAUUUUUCCUGAAUCAAUCCCAGAUUGAGCAUUCAUCUCCUGAACAACAAAGCCCAGAAUGGCCACAGCCCUGAAACAUGAGGAACAGAGUGGACUUCUGAUAGUGAAGGUAGAGGACCAUUACUGGGGACAGGACUCCAUCUCACAAAAGAACAGUCCUCACAGGAGGGAACUCUUCAGGCAGUGCUUCAGGAAACUCUGCUAUCAGGAUUCACCUGGACCCCGAGAAGCUCUUACCCAGCUCUGGGAAUUUUGCCGCCAAUGGCUGAGACCAGAGUGUCAUACCAAGGAGCAGAUUUUAGACCUGCUGGUGCUGGAACAGUUCCUGAGCAUUCUCCCUAAGGACCUGCAAGCAUGGGUGCAGGCGCACCAUCCAGAGACUGGAGAAGAGGCCGUGAUUGUGCUGGAGGAUCUGGAAAGAGAGCUUGAUGAACCCGAAAAGCAGGCCCCAGCCAAUUCAGAAAGACAGGACAUACUCUUUGACAAGUUGGCCCCCUUGGGAAGGCCACAUGAGUCACUGACUAUCCACCUCCAUCCCAAGAAGACCCAGCUGAAGGAGGAAUCUGGAGAGCCCCAAAGAAAUGGUGAUAAAACCAGGACUAAGAAUGAAGAGUUGACCCGGGAAGAGGAUAUGCCCAAAGACACGGAGUCUGUUGGAUUUCAUGUACUUGCAACAGUUUUACAUGCCUUAUUUGAGAAUUCUAUAGCAUGACAGGAAUUGUGACCAACAGCCUACCACAUUCAAAUUCACACCACCAUCAACCUGCCACAAACCUCUGGCUCCUUGACUGGUUUUAGGAAUAGUCGUCAUCAAAAGAAUCUGGAAAGAAGUGAUCAAAUCACACUUCAAAAUCUUGUUGAAGACAAUAAUUAAGCACACUUGCUUUUGCAUUGUGUUUGAGAUCACGAAAACUACAAGUCAUUUUUGUAUCUGCUGCUAUGGCAAGAUGAAUCUUUUAUAUCUUUUGAAAAUAAUGCUCCUUUAAAAAAAAAUGUAAGUUGACUUUGGAUGUCAUACAUCAACUGGUAAAAUGUUUAAAUCACCUAGUUUCACACUAACACUUGUUUUAUGACUUAUGACUUACUAUAACGGUCAGAGCAGUAUCUCAAAGCAUUUGAAACUACUGAAACAGAGGAUCUUUUGAUGUCUUAAAAAGAAAAUAUUAAGUCUUUAGCAUUAGAAACAUAUUUUAAAAAUAAAGUUAGGAGGUGGGGCCAAGAUGGCAGAGUAGUCAGACACUUCCAGUGAUCCCUUUUACAACAAGGACCUGAAAAAAACAAGUGAAUCAAUUAUAUAUAUGACAAGUUAGGAACCCUGAGCAUCAAAGGCAAAGUUAAGAAAUCAGACUGAGUGAUGGGAGAAGAAGAGAUGGUGCAGAAGCAGUGAGGAGUUGCCGAGCCUGCAGCAGUGCCUCGGCCCCGACUUCUUGAUGGUAGUUUUCAGGAACACGGCCGCUUUAGCGAAAGAAGGCAAGCAAAGUGGUGCACCCCCAACCCUGUGGGGUGCCUGCAGCAGGGCAGACCAUGAUGUUUAGGACACGGCAGCUUCAACGAAAGAAGGCAAGCGUGGGAUGCAGCCCUAACCCUCGGAGGCGAUCUUGGUGGGGACCCAAGCCAGCACAGAGGCUACACACACCUCUGGAAUCUAAGGUAAAACAGCAUUCUCAGCACAAGAUAAGUAAUUUUGUCUAAUUUACCACAUGGAUCUAACAGCUCCUCCUCUUGAAAGAAAUCUAUCUGAUUCCUCCUCCCUUUACCCCAGGCGGCUUCAUUAACAGUUGAUUUCCCUGGGCCUGAGAGAGGUCCUGCUGCACUCCCUGAGCCUUUCUCCUGACCUUGGAGAAGGAACAAAUUAACAAAUAAGGGAAAAAUACUCUGCCGACUCCCCUAAUCUGGAAACUCAGAGCUGAAGUGGCUGCAGUCCAGGCACAAUCGAUCCACAGACUUUGUCGUUCACCCUUGUAUGGAUCCAGGUGGCUCCACUACACCAGAUGGGAUCUGGCUAUUACAUUGCAAGGGCAAAUCUGUUUGAGGCCUGACUGUAAUAAUUUCAGCUGUGCGGUGGAGAGGCAGGUUUUGGAGUUUUGAUACUGCUCUGCCUAUUAAACAAGGCCUUCACCUACCCACAGCAGAGGCCUGAGGACUGGAGGCUCCAACCACACCACCUAGCCACACAUGAAAGGGGUCCAAGGAUAAGGGAUGCCUACCAGUCCUUACAGGUAAAAGCAUUGGGUGCCUAUGGUACCACUGCAGAGCCCACCAACCAGAGUGAUCUAGAGAAGAGGGAUGUGCCUUCCUCACAGACACUGUGUGACCCUCUGCUGUUACCAGAAACCUGUUCAUGCACCAAUCACCACUGCACCUCUAAGACAGGAGGUGAGAGCCUACACCACACACUAGGUGACCGACUAUCAGGACACCUGAGCUGAAUCUGUACAAGAAUAGUGAGUGAUUCCUAGGCUCAUAUACCUGGUAACAGCUCUAGCCAUCUGGUAACAGGACAUUAGUGCUUCUAAGGCUCCAAUAAUCAAGUUAGCUCACUCUAGUAGCCUAUUUGGGUAUAUUGAAACAAAACAAAGCAAGGAACUAGAAUAAAGUGAGCAAACAUAAAAUAAAUUAAUAACUUAUAGAUGGCUCAGAGACAACAGUCGAUAUCAAAUCACGUAAAGAAGCAGAUAAUGAUCACUUCAACAAACUCCCAAAACAAAGAAUCAAGGACUCUCCCGGAUAAAGACGUAUUCCUGGAAUUACCAGAUGUAGACUACAAAACAUUAAUAUACAGUCCUCUUCAAAACAUCAGGAAUGAGAUCAGGAAGGAGAUUAGGCAAAAUGCUGAACAAGCCAAAGAACAUAAAGAUAAAAGAGUUGAAGAAACUAAGAGGAUUAUUCAAGAACAUAAUGAAAAGUUUAAUAAGCUGCAAGAAUCGAUAGCAAUCAGAAAUUCAGAAAAUUAAAAAUUAUAGAAUUACACAACAGAAAGAGAAGCAGAAUUGAGGAAGUGGAAGGCAGAAUUAGUGAGACUGAAGAUAAAACACUUGGCAACAAUAUAUUUGAAGAAAAAUCAGAUAAAAGUGUUUUAAAAAAUGAAGAAACCCUAAGAAUCAUGUGGGACUCUAUCAAAAAGAAUAACUUGUGAGUGACUGGAAUACCAGAACAGGGAGGGAUAACAGAAAAUACAGAAAGAACUGUUGAAGAUUUGCUGGCAGAAAACUUCCCUGUCAUUGUGAAAGAUAAGAGUAUAUAUAUAUCCAAGACGCUCAUCGAACCCCAUACAAGGUGGAUCCCAAAACAAAGUCACCAAGACACAGUGUAAUCAAACUCACCAAAACCAAAGAUAAAAAGAAAAUUUUAAGAGCAGGCAGGGAUAAGCGAAAAGUCACCUACAAAGGAGAAUCAAUAAGUUUGGACUACUCAGCUAAAACCAUGUAGGCAAGAAGGCAAUGGGAUGACAUACGUAAAGCACUGAAGGAGAAAAAUUCCCAGCCUAGAAUCAUAUAUGCACCAAAACUGUCUCUCAAAUAUAAAGGCAAAAUUUAGACAUUUCCAGAUAAACAGAAGCUUAGGGAAUUUGCAAAAAAAAAAAAAACUACAAGAAAUACUAAAGGGAAUUCUCUGGUAAGAAAUCAAUAAUAUCAGGUAUCAACCCAACACUAGAACACAGGACAGUGCAAACAGGUAUCAACCCAGAUAGGGAAAUCACAAAAAUAAAUCAGGAUUUCAAAAAAAUGCACAGAGAAUCAGUGAUGUCAUUAUGUAAAAGAUGACAACAUUAAAUCAAUAAAGAGGGACUAAAUAAAGUAGACAUAGAACUUCCAUAUGGAGAGGAAAUCAAGGUGAUAUAGGGAGAUACAAGUUAGGUUUAAACUUAGAAAAAUAGGGGUAAAUAUUAAGGUAACCACAAAGAAGACUAACGAUCCUGAACAUCAAAAUAAAACACAAGAAAAACAUAAAGACUCAUAAAAAACAAAAUCAACUACAAUGAAAAAGAGGAACACACGAUUUACAAAGAAAAAUUACUCAGCACAAAAAAAAUAAGUGGAAAAAUGAAACUGUCAACAGCACACAAAAAAAGACAUCAAAAUGACAACACUAAAUUCAUACCUAUCUAUCAUCACGUGAAUGUAAAUGGAUUGAAUGCACCAAUAAAGAGACACAGAGUUGCAGGAUGGGUUAAAAAAACACUAUCCAUCUAUACGCUGCCUACAGGAGACACACCGUAGUCUUAAAGACACAAACAAACUAAAACUCAAAGGAUGGUAAAAAAUAUAUCAAGCAAACAACAAUAAAGAGCAGGAUUGACUAUACUAAUUUCUGACAACAGACUUCAAACUUAAAUCUACCACAAAGGAUAAGGAAGAACACUAUAUAAUGAUUAAAGGCACAAUAUACCAGGAGGAUACUAUCAUAUUAAAUAUUUAUGCACCCAACAACAGAGCUUCAAGAUACAUAAAAGAAACUCUAACAGCACUGAAAAGUGAGAUAGGUAGCUCCACAAUAAUAGUAGGAGACUUCAACACACCACUUUUGGUGAAGGACAGAACACCCAGAAAGAAGCUCAAUAAAGACACCGAAGGGCUAAAUGCCACAAUUAACCAACUUGAACUCACAGACAUAUACAGAACACUCCACCCAACAGCAUCCAAGUAUGCUUUCAUUUCCAAUGCUCAUGGAACAUUCUCUAGAAUAGACCACGUUAGGCCAUAAAGCAAGCCUUAACAGAAUCCAAACACUGAAAUAUUACAAAGCAUCUUCUCUGAAAAUAAAGCCAUAAAACUAGAAGUCAAUAACAAUCAGGGGGAAAAAAUCAAACACAUGGAAACUCAACAACACUUUGCUCAAGAACGAUUGGAUUAUAGAACAAAUUAAGGACAGAAUAAAGAAAUUCAUAGAACCCAACGAGAAUGAAAACACUUCCUAUCAGAACCUUUGGGACACAGCUAAAGCAGUACUCAGAGGUCAAUUUAUAUCAAUAAAUGCACACAUACAAAAAGAAGAAAGGGCCAAAAUCAAAGAAUUAUCCCUACAACUUGAACAAAUACAAAGAGAGCAAUAAAAGAAAUCUUCAGGCACCAGAAGAAAACAAAUAAUAAAAAUUACAGCAGAAUUAAAUGAAAUAGAAAACAGAAAAACAAUUGAAAGAGUUAACAAGAACAAAAGCUAGUUCUUUGAAAAGAUUAACAAAAUCGAUAAACCACUGGCCUGACAGUCGUAAGAAAAACAGGAGACGAAGCAAAAAAACCCAUAUAAGAAAUGAGAUGGGCGAUAUUACAACAGGCCCAAACGAAAUUAAGAGAAUCGUAACAGAGUACUAUGAAAAGUUGUACUCUAACAAAUUUGAAAACCUAGAGGAAAUGAACAUUCCUAGAAAAACACUACCUACAUAAACUAUCACAGAGGCAGAACAACUAAAUAAACCCAUAACAAAAUAAGAGAUUGAAAAAGUAAUUUAAAAACUCCUUUUAACAAAGAAAAGCCCUGGCCUUGACAGCUUCACUGCAGAAUUCUACCAAACUUUCAGAGAAGAGUUAACACCACUGCUACUAAUGGUAUUUCAGUGCAUAGAAAAGGACAGAAUAUUCCCAAACUCAUUCUAUGAAGCCAGCAUAACCAUGAUACCAAAAGCAGGUAAAGAUUCCACAAAAAAAGAAAACUACGGACCAAUACCCCUCAUGAACUUAAACGCAAAUAUCCUCAGCAAAAUUCUAGCCAAUAGAAUUCAACAACAUAUCAAAAAAAUAAUUCACCACGACCAAGUGAGAUUCAUACCAGGUAUGUAGGGAUGGUUCGACAUCAGAAAAACAAUCAAUAUAAUCCAUCACAUAAAUAAAACAGAAGACAAGAACCACAUGGUCUUAUCAAUUGAUGCAGAAAAGGCAUUUGACAAAGUUCAACACCCAUUCAUGAUAAAAACUCUCAACAAAAUAGGAAUACAAGGAAAAUUCCUAAACAUUAUAAAGGGCAUUUAUACAAAGCCAACAGCCAACAUCAUCCGAAACGGAGAGAGACUGAAACCGUUAACCGGAACCAGACAAAGAUGCCAUUUAUAACCACUCUUAUUCAACAUUGUGUUGGAGGUCCUAGCCAGAGCUGUUAGACUAGAUAAAGAAAUAAAGGGCAUCCAAAUUGGCAAAGAAGAAGUAAAAGUAUCUCUGUUUGCAGAUGACAUGAUCUUAUACACAGAAAAACCUCAAGAAGCCUCAAGAAAACUACUGAAACUAAUACAAGAGUUUACCAGAGUAUCAGGAUACAACAUGAACAUAACUAAAUCAGUUGGACUCCUUUCACUAACAAAGAGAGUGUCGAAGAGGAAAUCACCAAAUCAAUUCCAUUUACAAUAUUCCCUAAAAAGAUAAAAUAUUUAGGAAUAAAUCUAACCAAAGAUGUAAAAGACCUAUACAAAAAAAAACUAUAAGACACUACUGGGAGAAAAUGAGAGGCCUACGUAAGUAGAAAGCAUACCUUGCUUGUGGAUAGGAAGACUCAACAUUGUAAAAAUGUUCUGCCCAAAGCGAUCUACAGAUACAAUGCAAUCCCGGUCGAAAUACCAGUGACAUUCUUUAAUGAGAUGGAGAAACAAAUCACCAACUUCCUAUGGAAGGUAAAGAGGCCCCUGAUAAGUAAAACAUUACUGAAAAAGAACAACGUGAGAGGCUUUACACUACCUGAUUUUAGAACAUAUUAUACCACCACAGUAGUCAAAACAGGCUGGUACUGGUAGAACAACAGAUUCAGAGACCAAUGGAAUAGAAUUGAGAAUACAGACAUAAAUCCAUCCAGAUAUGAGCAGCUGAUAUUUGACAAAGACCCAAGGUCUGUUAAAUGGGGAAAAUACAGUCUCUUUAACAAAUGGUGCUGGUAUAACUGGAUAUCCAUCUGCAAAAAAAUGCAACAAGACCCAUACCUCACACCAUGCAUAAAAACCAAUUCAAAAUGGAUCAAAGACCUAAAUAUAAAACCCAAAACAAUAAAGAUCAUGGAAGAAAAAAUAGGGACAACACUAGGGGCUCUAAUACACAGCAUAAAUAGUAUACAGAAAACAUUACUAGAAAUGUACAAACACCAGAAGAGAAAUUAGAUAACUGGGAGCUCCUAAAAAUCAAACACCUAUUCUCAUCCAAAGACUUCACCAAAAGAGUAAAAAGGUUACCUACAGACUGGGAAAAAGUUUUUAGCUAUGACAUUUCCCAUCAGCAGCUGAUCUCUAAAAUCUACAUGUUACUGCAAAAACUCAACAACAAAACCACAAAUAACCCAAUUAAAAAAUGGACAAAAGACCAAGAGACAGGAAGGGCCACAUAAACCAGAGACUACAUCAGCCUGAAACCAGGAGAACUAGAUGGUGCCCGGCGACAACCAAUGACUUCCCUGCCAGGGAACAUAAGAGUGAACCCCUGAGUGAACAGGAGAGCAGUGGGAUAAAGACCCCAAUUCUCGUAAAAAGACCAGACUUAAUGGUGUGGCUGAGACUAGAAGGACCCCGGUGGUCAUGGGCCCCAGAUCUUCUGUUGGGCCAGGACAGGAACCAUUCCCAAAGCCAACUCUUCAGACAUGGAUUGGACUGGACAAUGGGUUGGAGAGGGAUGCUGGUGAGGAGUGAGCUUCUUCCAUCAGGUGGACACUUGAGGCUAUGUUGGCAUCUCCUGCCUGAAGUGGAGAUGAGAGGGUAGAGGGGGUUGGAAGCUGGUGAAAUGGACACGAAAAAAGAGAGUGGAGGGAGGGAGCAGACUGUCCAUUAGGGGGAGAGCAAUUGGGAGUAUGUAGCAACGUGUAUAUAAGUUUUUACGUGAGAGACUGACUUGAUUUGUAAACUUUCACUUAAAGCACAAUAAAAAUUUAUUUUAAAAAAUGGGCAAAAGAUAUGAACAGGUACUUCACUAAAGACAUUCAGGUAGCUAACAGAUACGUGAGAAAAUGCUCACAAUCAUUAGCCAUUAAAACCCACUGCCGUCAAGUUGAUUCUGACUCAUAGCGACCCUAUUGGACAGAGUAGAACUGCUCCACAGAGUUCCAAGGAGCACCUGGCAGAUCUGAACUGCUGACCUCUUAGUUAGCAGCCAUAGCACUUAACCACUACGCCAUCAGGUUUUCCCAUUAGCCAUUAGAGAAAUGCAAAUCAAAACUACAGUAAGAUUCCAUCUCACUCCAACAAGGCUGGCAUUAAUCCAAAAAACACGAAAUAAUAAAUGUUGCAGAGGUUGUGGAGAGACUAGAACACUUAUACACUGCUGGUGGAAAUGAAAAAUGGUACAAUCACUUUGGCACUUCCUUAAAAAAAUAGAAAUAGAUCUACCAUAUGAUCCAGCAAUCUCUCUCUUUGGAAUAUAUCCUAGAGAAAUAAGAGCUUCUGCAUGAACAGAUAUAUGCACACCCAUGUUCGCUGCAGCACUGUUUACAACAGGAAAAAGAUGGAAACAACCAAGGUGCCCAUCAACGGAUGAAUGGAUAAAUUAUGGUAUAUUCACACAAUGGAAAACUAUGCAUGGAUAAGAAAACAACGAUGAAUCUGUGAAACAUUUCAUAACAUGGAGGAAUCUGGAAGGCAUUAUGCUGCGUGAAAUUAGUCAGUUGCAAAAGUACAAAUAUUGUAUGAGACCCCUUUUAAAGGACUCAAGAAAUAGUUUAAACAAAGAAAAUAUUCUUUGAUGGUUAUGAGAGGGGUGAAGGAGGGAGGGAGAGGGGGAUUCACUAAUUAGAUAGUAGGUGAAGGGGAAAACAACACACAAUACAGGAGAGGUGAAGGGAAAGACAACACACAAUACAGGAGAGGUCAGCACAACUGGACUAAACCAAAAGCAAAGAAGUUUUCUGAAUAAACUGAAUGCUUCGAAGGCAGCAUAGCAGAGGCAGGGGUUUGGGGACCAUGGUUUCAGGGGACAUCUAGGUCAACUGGCAUAAUAAAAUCUAUUAAGAAAACAUUCCACAUCCCAUUUUGGAGAGUGGCGUCUAGGGUCUUAACUGUUAGCAAGCCGCCAUCUAAGAUGCAUCAACUGGUCUCAACACACAUGGACCAAAGGAGAAUGAAGAACACCAAAGACACAAGGUAAUUAUGAGCCCAAGAGACAGAAAUGGCCCCAUAAAUCAGAGACUACAUCAGCCUGAGACCAGAAGAACUAGAUGGUGCCCGGCUACAACUGAUGACUGCCAUGACAGGGAACAUAACAGAGAAUCCCUGAAGGAGCAGGAGAACAGCGGGAUGCAGAUCUCAAAUUCUCGUAAAAAGACCAGACUUAAUGGUCUGCCGGAGACUAGAAGGACCCCAGAGGUCAUGGUCCCCAGACGUUCCAUUAACCCAAGACAGGAACCAUUCCCAAAGCCAACUCUUCAGACAGGGGUUGGACUAGACUAUAAGACAGAAAAUGAUAAUGGUGAGGCAUGAGCCUCUUGGCUCAAGUAGAUACAUGAGACUAUGUGGGCAGCUCCUGUUUGGUGGGGAGAAGGGAAGACCGAGGGGGACAGCAGCUGGCUGAAUGGACACAGAAACACAGGGUGAAGAGAAGGAGUGUGCUGUCUCAUUAGGGGGAGAGCAACUACGAGUAUAUAGCAAGGUGUAUAUAAGUUUUUGUAUGAGACACGGACUUGAUUUGUAAACUUUCACUUAAAGCACAAUAAAAAUUAAAAAAAUAAACACCAAAAUAAAAAACCAAAGGAGUCUAGGGAAAUUAAGACUACUGCUAUUCCUUCACAUACAGGGUGGGAGUAUAAAGAGAUCUCUUGUUUACAGCUCCAGUUAUAAACUCUCUUCCCAUCAGAGAAGAGAACUCCAAGCCCAUCAAAAAGCUUAGAGGAUGAAGGCAGGGUCAUCUGUCACCUGAGCUGCAGGGAAAACCUCCACAGAAAUGGAAAUCUGUGGAACACUCCUUGGGUCCUUCUGCCCAGUAAGAGAUGUCUUUUUUUUUUUUUUUUUUCCUCGC